AUGUCCAAGUCACGACGACCUGAUGAUGAAUUCCGGAAAUUGAAGGAAUCGUCACCGUUUGUCCCCGGCUGCAUCCAGCUAAUCACAACGCUGACUUUCGUGUCGCAAAUCCCAUUAGCCAAGCCAUGCAUUGAGGUCUUUACUGGAGCCGAGAACAUAUUGCCAGGGAACGGAUCUGCGCAGUCCCCUACUGACCACCUAGCCCAUCCUAAGGACAAUAUUGCAAGCGACCGAGAUAAGCCGCACCCAUCUGGCCAACCUCGGGAACCCACUUUAUCGCGCUUGCAGAUUAUCCUUAGGAUGGGUAAGCCCAGCGAAAUGGAACCAGUCUCCGAAGCUUGA
Penicillium hordei is the source of this 342-nucleotide messenger RNA. RefSeq lists its product as uncharacterized. The transcript has 2 exons. The coding region runs from base 1 to 342 and encodes 113 amino acids. Lineage: Eukaryota; Fungi; Ascomycota; Eurotiomycetes; Eurotiales; Aspergillaceae. The record is from RefSeq and is a predicted model, not a curated record.